This is a messenger RNA of Trichomonas vaginalis G3, 2631 nucleotides long. RefSeq names its product WD repeat-containing protein 18 family. Gene Ontology annotation, cellular component: nuclear pre-replicative complex. Bases 1 to 2631 code for a protein of 876 amino acids. The transcript has a single exon. The record is from RefSeq and is a predicted model, not a curated record. Gene Ontology annotation, molecular function: protein binding; calcium ion binding. Lineage: Eukaryota; Parabasalia; Trichomonadida; Trichomonadidae. Gene Ontology annotation, biological process: DNA-templated DNA replication; rRNA processing.
AUGAUUGAAGGCGGAAUUUCAGGACGUAGAGAAGUUCCUGGACGACGAUGGAUUGAUCAGAUUCGCUUUGCAUUCAUGGAAGCAUCUGGUGGAAACGAAAAACUUGAAAUGACAUACGAUGAGUGGAUGUCAUCAAGAUUUCGUUAUCUCAUUGAAGAACGAGAGACAACAGAGGGUGAGAUGAACAUGUACUACAACCAGAUGGAUGAAAAUGGGGAUGGUCGCAUUACAUGGGAUGAGCUUAUUCUUUUUUUAACAAAAAGACAAAAAUCAAUACCAGGAAAUACCACAAAACAUCUUAAAAUCGAUUACGAGCAACCUGUAGACCCUUCUCCUAUUCUAGAUCAGUAUAUAAAUCCUCCAAAACAAACAAUUUUCAUUCAAGAAAACAACGAGCUUGUGACUUUAUCAGAUAGCCAGAUUGUGUUCUGGGAUAUACACCAAUGCAAUAUCAUUCAUAAGCAAGAAGGAGACAGAUUUGUCGGAAUUUGUUUUUUAUUUGGUCUAAAUGUUCUUGCUGUUGUUAAAACUACACCAGAAAUAGUAUUUAUAGAUACCAAGGAACAUAAAAUUAUUGCAAAUAACAUUACAUCAUCAGAAAAUUUCCUUCAAAAUAAACCAACUUUUGUUUGCAACAACAAAAACGAUAUUAUAGUCAUUGGAUAUGACACAGGCGAAAUUGAUAUUCUCGAAAUCGAAAAAUCUAAACAAUCUACAUUUUCUUCAAAAUUAAUUCAGAAAUUCAAUCAUCAUACAGAUAAAGUUACGAAAAUCAUGUACAUUGAAGAAGAAAAGUGUUAUAUGUCUUCUUCACUUGAUACAACUCUCGCAAUGUUCAAUGAAAACGGAAUGAUUUCGAAAAUUACAGUUAAUAUGGGAAUUGUUAACUUUGUUUACGAUCCUGUAUCAACCAAUGUAUUCUUCUCAACACCAGAUCAUUAUUUCGGCUAUUGGCGCUGCAGAACAUCGAUUUUCAAAAUUAAAGAUUUGGAAAUCACGGAAAUUGUCAAUUUAUUCAUUGUCAGAUUAUCCAAACGCAAAUCCUUACUCAUCGCAACCAAUACAGAGCAUUUCUUUAUGACUUGGAAGCUUCCAGAGUUUGUUUCAAUCGGAAACUGGAUUUACGGCGAUCAACAUAAAGAUUCAUUGCCAACAUCAGGCAUAAUCCUUGGAAACAACGUCUAUCUUUCAGGAAGUUUCGUUUCCAUAUGGAGAAUUUAUUUAUUUGUCACUUCCGACAAAAUAUUCCAAGAUCCAAUGGCCGGAUUUGACUAUUCCGGCUACCAUGAUCCAAAAUUUGUCCUUACUUGUAACUCCAAGGCCGAAAUGAUCUUUUGGAAUUACAGAAAUGGGACAAUCGAGCACAGACAGAACAUCACGUACGGAUCAGAAGUUUUACAUAUGUGCGUAGAUGAGCAUCAUACCCGGUUUGGCCUCGCAAUGGCAGAUGGAAGGUUCAUUACAGUAAAUUCUCUUACAGGACACCAUUAUUCGACUUGUUCUCUCGGAUUCAGCGGGUUUCCGAGUAUCCUCCCCACAAUGGCCAUAAUAAAAGGCGAGCCAAAGCUUUUGGUCGUGGAAAACAAUCAAUUAUUGUUAUAUGACGACUGUCAGAACGGUAAAUACAACUAUAUCAGGAACUUCAUGAAGCAGAAGGUAGCAUUCACUCAUCUCUGUGUCCUGAAGCACUCCAAAGUUGUUUCUGUCCAUGAAGACAACACUAUUUUGUUGUGGGAAUUUUCAGAUGGAAUUCCGAAGAUGACUUUUUCAGUUCCGGUUAAAAUCACGUGUAUUUCGGAUCUUCCAAACAACGAAACAAACUUCCUUGUUGGCUGCGAGAACGGGUACAUCUACGUGAUGGAUUUGGAAGUUGAGAAACCUGUUUCUUCCUUCAAUGUCUUCCACAUGACAGUUCCUAACAAAAUCACUUGUAUUUCGACAUUUGAAGGCGAAAUUGCUGUUUCAAACGACAGAGGCUACAUCAAGACAUUCGCUCUGAACAACGGAUUCGAAGAGAUUUCUGUGUUUCGAGCCCAUUCAGAGACAGUCGACAGAGUUGUUUUUGUGUUAGAAAACAAAGUGUUGACUAGUUCUAAUGGCCAUGUCUCGAUGUUUUCUUUGUGUCCUCCUAAAUACAUUGGAGAACUCGGAGAGAACAACGAGUGGGAUUCAGAUGGACAGUCAUCGUGGAAGAAUGUUGAUUUCAUCGCACAGUUUGAUGAGUCUGAAUUCGAAGUUGGAUAUUGCAACUUCAUUAAAUCAGAAGAAUUGUGCGUUAGAGAGCCAAUUACACCAAGAAAUACUGUGGACCACGCACCGAGAUUUGUGGAAGAAGUUCCUCCUUUGAAUAUAAACUCUGUUCUCACAAUGAUGAAUGAGAUAAAUGACGAAGAAAACUCUGAUUCUUUGUCAUCAAGUCCUAAAAUUCCAAAGUCUAUUUCUGCUUCUGCAAGACCAAGAAUUGUCAAGCCUGUUGUUCCAAAACACCCGAAUGGACUUCCUCUGUUCCAUUCUGACGGAAACCAGACAAUAAAGAUUGUUAAAACUGCAAGGCAGUACAAGGCUAUCCAACUUCCUGAUAGAAGGUUUAAGACAGGAAGAUCAUAUAUGAAUAUUAGAUUUAAUGUUUGA